AUGCCGGUGAUGGCGACGUCUUCCUCAGCCGCCGGCAACGCGUCUAUGCGGGGCCCUACCGGUCUCUUAAACAUGCUGUCUCAUCAAUUACACCCUAAGUCUCUCCCUCCCGCUCCAAACGCCGCAAUUUCGGUCUCUGCCGCUUCUCUGAAAGCUCCAGAACGCCACCGACAUGACUCCACAAUGAUACAAUCGAUCUCCCAGUCGUUUAAGCCUUUUGUCGCUCCGUUCCAGCGCUUUCCAGCCUCCCGAUACUUAUGCAAACAAGUAUACCAGUCGCCGAUGCACUCGCGGGCGCUGCAGCGCCAACACUCCGUGAUUGCAAUGGACUUGGCUGCCCCCCGGCACAAUCGACAGGUCCUGCUCUCGAGCUUCUCCAAGGCAUCGGUGACGGAGUGGCAAUUGGAGCAUAUCGGACGCGUGAUGGCCACGCUGGAGAGGCAGCCGGGAGUGUUCCAGAGGUUACUGCAGAUCUGGGAUGCAGGUACUAGUUGGGUACUGGUGCAAGACCUACAACCGGGCUGGGUGGCCUUGAGAGAGAGGUUUAACGACCCAGCGACUUUUACAGAGGACAAAUUGAGGCGCGUGGUGUUUCAAGUGGCUGCGGUCGUGCAUUUCCUGCACAGACACGGACUCAGCUUGGCCGGCGAACUGGUGCACUACGACUUGGUGAUAGCGAACGAACAAGUGACGCUGUUGCUGCACUUGGAUUUGAUCCUGAGUGGAUGCACUCUUGUGCCUGCGACGCAAAGGAAUCAAGAUGCAGACAUCGCGGCAAUUGGCAUGCUCAUGUUUCAGAUCGCUAUGAUGCCUCGCUCACCGAAUGAAGAAGUAGAUAUCCGCUACGUGGAAGGAACUAUCGAAGAUCAGCUGGAGCACCUGUCGCCUGCAUGCCGUGAUCUGCUGGUUGAAUGUCUGACUAUGAAACUUAGCGCUCAGGAUCUGCUGACGCGCAAAUGGUUGCGUCAAGUGGAUUUCCUUCACACAACGAACAAGAUGACUGUAGCUUUGACGACCUCGGAGGCACGGCAAGCGUUUUACAGAUCAUGGCUAUGGAAGUUGGCUGCGCUCUGCAUGAUGGAUUGGCUCAGGCACAUUCAUGAAGCUCCUGAAGUGAAGAGAACUGAGGAAGAAGAAGAAACAGAAAGCUCACGCCAGCGCAACCGGAGACCAACGCGCCGCAUAUACACUCGAUCGAGACUCUACGUUCCGAACGGCGUGCUGCGAAGAGGACCGAUCCCCGUGCCCGUACCAGCGGGGCAUUCGCUUCGUCCUCAAGACGACAGUGAUCAUAAAGAGCAGCGUCGACAUCUAUAUACACUCCCAACAGACCAUAAUCUACCCGAAGACGGAGAGUUUAAAAUCUGGAGAACCUACGACGAAUUCGACUACGACUUUCCGAGCUUUUAUGCUCCCCCCAGGACGGUGACGUACGAUAACUUUGAAGUUGAUGAUGACAUCGAACGCUUAUCAGAAGAAGACAGCGAAGGUGGGUUUAUAUCACUCCCGACUGACGAGAAGCGGUCGUCACUGUCGAGUGUCCAUGACGGUGAUGAGGUCCGAACACUACAGAGAGAAGUUGUUCGCUCGCUACAACAUGAACCACCAGACAAACGGGACGAAAACUCAAGUGAAAUGCAGACAGUUUAUGAUGAUGUGUUUAAGCAACGAAGAAGUUCAACUGCAAGCGAUCAGGCGAUAUUUGGAUACGACAGGAACGCCUCACAUGAUGCUGUUCACUUCAGUGCUUUUGGACCACCACAAGCUGCACUAUGUGACUUCUUCCGGAUCGAUAUUUGGGCAUAUUUGAAGCAGCAGCGUGAGUCGAUGCUGGAGAUGGCUCUUGAACACAGUGACGUUGAGAGUGGACAGCGUGUUCAGCCGCUUCAUAUUCAACGAGGCACGUUAGUCACCGUGUCAAUUGAGCCAAGUGCGCAGUUCGGUAUAAAGGGCGACGAUUGCAAGUCGUUCCGAUGGCACGGAGAUAUUGUCGGUGUAUCGUUUGAUCUGCACCGCAUCUCGACUAGAUCAGAAGACGACAACGAGACCGAUGAGCUUUGUAUCGCUAAGAUCGUGGCUGGAACCAAGGUAUCGCUGCUGUAUAUCCGACUUCAUGCGGCUCCAAUUCACUCCUACAACGGCGCUGCAGUGGGUAUGACCGGCUCGUCCGAUCUUUCUCUCUUGGAUACUCAAAUGGAGCACGUAGCUCCAAACGUUGUGGACAUUCCAGAAGAAGAUCUGGAACUCAUUCGACCAAUCGGUCACGGGUCCUUCGGUGAUGCAGUUCUUGCUCGCUGGAAAAGCACAUCGCAAGAUGUGGUAGUCAAAAUGAUGAGCCACGAUGUGUACGGCAAUACUGACGCACUCGCUGAGUUCCAGCACGAAGCAGCUGUGAUGAAUCUACUUGGAAAACACCCGCACGUGGUCGAACUCCUCGGUAUAAGCAGCACCGGAGCAGAUAAAGGCUCUCCUGACUCACAAAACCUCUCUCUGGUGACCGAGUAUCUACCGAACGGCAGCUUGGAGGAUGUCUUGGGUAUCAACGCACACUCUGAAACUUUACCAAGUCCCGUAAGCUUUUUUUCCCGUACGGUGAUGGCUCGGGACGCAGCUCACGGCCUGGCGAACAUUCACCAAGGCAAUUUCUUACACCGAGAUAUCGCAGCUCGGAACUGUUUAGUGGACGCCGAUUUCAGCGUCAAAGUGUGCGAUUUCGGAUUAUCUCGACGACUACGUGGGUCUAUUGGUUCUCAGAGUUCGUUCUUGUUUGACGAUGAUCGACACGGAUUCGGUCCGCUCAAGUGGAUGGCGCCUGAGUCCAUAACACCUCCGUAUUUGUUCUCGACGUACUCGGACUCGUACAUGUUUGGCGUACUGCUUUACGAGAUUUUCAGUGGCCAACCUCCAUUCCCGAAUUUAACGGCACGAGACGCUGCAGCUCUGAUCUUAGAAGGUCACCACGUCCCCAUCCCGCACUCCUUGCCAACUGCGCACCGCCAAUUGAUGGAGCAAUGCUUUGACGUGCAUCCAUUGCGUCGUCCAUCAAUGGACGAGAUCUACACGACGCUGGAUCAAUGGGUUCUGCAAGACACAAAAACCCAAGUUAGAUGGGUGCGUUAA
Molecule: messenger RNA, 3120 nt
Organism: Phytophthora nicotianae INRA-310
Lineage: Eukaryota; Oomycota; Peronosporomycetes; Peronosporales; Peronosporaceae
Product: TKL protein kinase
Exons: 6
Coding region: 1-3120 (1039 amino acids)
Biological process (GO): protein phosphorylation
Molecular function (GO): ATP binding; protein tyrosine kinase activity
Source: RefSeq, a predicted model, not a curated record